Eruca vesicaria subsp. sativa (arugula) is the source of this 288-nucleotide messenger RNA. Lineage: Eukaryota; Viridiplantae; Streptophyta; Magnoliopsida; Brassicales; Brassicaceae. The record is from the annotation of a GenBank genome assembly.
AUGGCUGUGAAGCUCAUUAACCUCUUUCUUUUCGUUUACAUUGUUCUUCUUAUUUCAGAAGGGAAUGCUACUAAUGCGCACCUGACGAUGGGUACAAAGGUAGCUACCGAGGGAGGACGGGAUGGGAAAACUACUGGUAGGCCGGAAUGGCAGUACCCAGCAGGAGAAUGUGCAAAACUACCACCUUGCAACAAAUAUUGCCUUUCCAAAGGGUUUCUUCUUGGUGGAGUUUGUAAGAAAUUGUCCCCUCAAGCAUCUUCUCUUUAUUGUGUUUGUAAAUUCACCUAA